GGAGGAGUUGUGCCCCAUUGUUGGUAUCAGUGGGAGGAAUUGUGCCCCAUUGUUGGUGUCAUUGGGAGGAAUUGUGCCCCAUUGUUGGUGUCAUGGGAGGAAUUGUGCCCCAUUGUUGGUGUCAUUGGGAGGAAUUGUGCCCCAUUGUUGGUGUCAGUGGGGGAAAUAUACCCCAUUGUUGGUGUCAGUGGGAGGAAUUGUGCCUCAUUGUUGGUGUCAUUGGGAGGAGUUGUGCCCCAUUGUUGGUGUCAUUGGGAGGAGUUGUGCCCGAUUGUUGGUGUCAGUGGGAGGAAUUGUGCCCCAUUGUUGGUGUCAUUGGGAGGAGUUGUG
Messenger RNA from Staurois parvus, 330 nucleotides. The record is from the annotation of a GenBank genome assembly. NCBI's taxonomy places the organism in Eukaryota, Metazoa, Chordata, Amphibia, Anura, Ranidae.